This is a messenger RNA of Drosophila grimshawi, 1474 nucleotides long. RefSeq names its product 2-oxoisovalerate dehydrogenase subunit beta, mitochondrial (gene BckdhB). Lineage: Eukaryota; Metazoa; Arthropoda; Insecta; Diptera; Drosophilidae. Gene Ontology annotation, molecular function: catalytic activity. Gene Ontology annotation, biological process: branched-chain amino acid catabolic process; response to nutrient. The record is from RefSeq and is a predicted model, not a curated record. The transcript is spliced from 6 exons. The coding region runs from base 143 to 1237 and encodes 364 amino acids.
AUAUAUACAUAUGUAUAUGUUUUCAUCGGUACAUGCGGACACACAUACGCAUCGUACACACGUAUUUUGUUGCGCAAUAGUGAAAAUAGCGUUUAUUUAUUUUUAUUCAUAUCCUUUCCCUAAACUAAAUUAAAAUUAAAUCAUGAAAAUAUCGUCUCUUGGCCGCGGAUUGUUCAAUGCAAUCAAAUUUAAUGGCGGAUCUUUGACUAGAUCGCAUUUCACGUAUUACCCGACAAAAUUCGCGGAGGGCAGCAAAGAUGUGCAAAAAAUGAAUAUGUUUCAGGCGAUAAAUAAUGCAAUGGACUUGGCCUUAGAACAAGACAAGUCAGCAUUAUUAUUCGGCGAAGACGUUGGCUUUGGUGGAGUUUUUCGUUGCUCGGUUAAUCUGCGGGAUAAGUAUGGAAAGGACCGCGUUUUUAAUACACCUUUGUGUGAGCAGGGAAUUGCAGGUUUUGCCAUUGGCGUUGCCAACAUGGGUGCUACGGCCAUAGCAGAAAUUCAGUUUGCUGACUAUAUAUUUCCCAGUUUCGAUCAAAUCGUAAAUGAGGCUGCGAAAUACCGUUAUCGAAGUGGCGGUCUAUUUGACUGCGGCUCCCUGACGUUCCGAGUUCCUUCUGGCGCUGUCGGCCAUGGUGCCUUAUAUCAUUCUCAGAGUCCCGAAGCGUACUUUGCUCACACCUCCGGUCUGCGUGUUGUGAUUCCCCGUGGUCCAAUAAAGGCAAAGGGUCUUCUAUUGGCCUGUAUUCGCGAUGCAAAUCCUUGCAUUGUGUUCGAACCAAAAACAUUGUAUCGCGCUGCAGUUGAAGAAGUGCCCACCGAAUCCUACGUGGAUGAAUUGGGCAAAGCGGAUAUUUUGCGUGAGGGUAAAGAUAUCACGCUUAUCGGCUGGGGAACACAAGUGCAUGUUCUAUUAGAGGUAGCAGAACUGGCAAAGAAAGAAAUGGACAUUGAAUGUGAAGUUAUCGACUUGGUAUCAAUUUUACCAUGGGAUACCCAAACCAUUUGCAAUUCGGUUAAUAAGACCGGUCGGGUCUUAAUAGCCCACGAAGCUCCAUAUACCCAAGGUUUUGGUUCGGAGAUCGCAGCUUAUAUACAAGAGAAAUGCUUCUUGCGCCUAGAAGCGCCCGUAAAACGAGUUACUGGCUGGGAUACUCCAUUCCCCCAUGUAUUCGAACCGUUUUAUUUGCCCGACAAGCAUCGCUGCCUUGCGGCUCUCAAGGACACCGUUAACUAUUGAUCCAAGAUCACGAAUUAAUCUAACCGAAACGGAUGCAUUUAUUUACAAGCACAGCUUAAUUAAUUAAUAAGUAUUUUUUAAUUAAACUAAUUUGUUAUUAUGUGUAUGGUCCAAACGCAAUGAAGAUGUGCAUAAGAAGCCAUUUUCACUAUUUUUUUGUUUACUACAUAAAAAAAUGGGAAGAAAUUGAUUAUUUUAGCAUUUAAUUUUAAAUAAAUAAAAUUACACCUGAAAUUU